Molecule: messenger RNA, 5359 nt
Organism: Cucurbitaria berberidis CBS 394.84
Lineage: Eukaryota; Fungi; Ascomycota; Dothideomycetes; Pleosporales; Cucurbitariaceae
Exons: 2
Coding region: 198-5018 (1606 amino acids)
Biological process (GO): regulation of ARF protein signal transduction
Molecular function (GO): guanyl-nucleotide exchange factor activity
Source: RefSeq, a predicted model, not a curated record
CUAGUGUCACGAGCCGAGCCCUGCUGGCUGCUGUCACCGACGGAACAGCGCGCAUACGCAACAAGCACCUCCAUUGCUUGCUUGCGUCCCAUCCUCCACGUCUGCCAGGCCGUUCCGGAGAAUGCUCCCGUACUGAAGCAUCGAGCGCCACCUAUCCCCAGCGGUCGAACGAAUAAACCCCAAAGGCACAACACACCAUGCACGACUUCACACGCCAUGGCUCCCGCCCAACCACGCCAACAGGGCCCUCGAGAACACACAAGUCCAACGCGCCUAUGCGCGCCCUCAACACCACGCAGCCCAAGCAGGAGACCUUCUUCGACGAUGCAACGCCCGUCGAUGGAUCGAGUGGAAACGUCCAGGAGCUAGAUCCACUGCGCGACUCCCACGACCUCUCUUUUGCCGAUGGGGCCACGGUGAGGGACUCGGUGGUAGACAACAUGCUGCUCUCGUUGGAUCAGUUCUCCACCGGACACAUGUUCAGCAACACGGGCCCCCAAUACACAAACUACGGCGAAGACGAAUUCUUCCUUCGAGACAAUUCCUACCGGCCGCCCGGGCCACGUCACCGAGGCCACACCUACACCUCGUCGCGCUCGUCCGACUACGACCUACACCCCGAAGACCCGUCUCGAUACGCUAGCCAACAGCCCCGUAGCCGGAGGAGCAAUAGUAGCAACAACAUUGGCACGCCAAUAAGCAGAAAAGGAAGCGGAAGAGAUGCGUACCCCGGCAGGCAAACCAAUGCUUCGUAUGGGCAGCUUCAACAAGCGGGACACCUGAGAGGCGGUGGCAAGAAAAGCAGCAAGGGCAGCGGUUCCUCGAGCAUGGACUUUGGCCAGACAGGGCUCUUGGGGACACAACGCCUGGGCUUCGGAAAGCGCUCUGCCAGUUUCGAUCAUAGCAACGUCAGCGACCGGGGAAGGAUGGCGCCUUUAAAAGUCGAGUCUGUGUUGGAUAGAGGCAGGAUGGCAUACCAGAACUACCCGGACGAUUACGAUGCGGCUCCUGAGCCUACCAUCCCCGCUGGUCCUCGGAGACUACAGGAACCGCAGUCGCCCAACCUAUACCCCCCGCAGCCCGCGUAUGCACCACCGCAAGCUCCUGCAUCUCGCCGUAGGGGUAGCGUUCACUCGAACACGAGUUACAAGACGGUGCGAAGGAACAAAAGCCAACCAGCAGAAACGAACAUGCGAGCUCAGGCACAAGAGUUUGUCAAUGCCAGCACGUUGCGGGACUUGCCUCCCGUGCCGUCGUUCCAGGACCCUACAGCACCAUCCCCAACCGUGGCCACGCGCAAGUCCCCCCUGUUCCAGUCGCAAGGCCCGGUGGUCGCUCCACCAAAAGAGAAGCCUGGGUUCUUUAGACGCGUGUUUGGCGGAGGUUCCUCCAAAGCCCAAUCACAAGCCACUAAUGCUCCAAAUGCCCCGACUCCUUCAGAGAUGGAGUCGUCUCCGGCCUCGGCCCAACAGAGGGCCCCUGAGGUCGACUCGUUGUAUUCGCAAACUCGACCGCGUACCACGCCCAGCAACAAUAACAAUAGCCACAUUGCUACUCAACUAAAAUCCCUACCGAAGCCUCCCCAGACCGCUUCAGGUUCGCAGAGAGAAUCGCAACCACUUGCUCCACCUGUGCUGACGAAGAAACCCUCGUCAUUCUUUAGGCGGCGAAAGAAGUCCGUCUCUGAAAACACGAGGCCUCCUGUGAUGGCCCUUGAUUUUGCACCGCCACCCAAGCCUGUAUUACCCGCGCAGCCUAGUCCGAGUGUCAGCAGUCUGCGCAAGGUUAUGAACCCCUACCUGAGUGAAGCGACGCGCGCAGGUGAAAAGGAGAAAUUCUACGAUUCGCGAGAACAGCUGUCUGCUGAAGACGGCGGCGGUGUGAGCGAUGAGCGACCCCAGGGGUUUUCGCCCGGUUACAAGCCUCACAAAGAAGCAACUGUUCGCCCGGUGAAAGCAACGUCACGUGUAGAUGACCAAACGCCUCCAGCUUCACGGAACGAGCAAGUGAAGACGUGGCACUUGACCAAUGCAGACAGUCCCAAGAUGAAGCUGAAGGUGAAGCAGGGGAAAGCAGCCGUUGCUACUACUAGCCAGCAGGAAGAUAGCUUCCUGGCCGACAGCAGCAGCGCCAAUGAGGACCGCAGUGGUCGCACGACUCCGACGGGCGAGCGCAGUGGCGCCGACGAAGGGCGGAGAGCCAGCACCUGCCCCACUUGGUCGUCGCUCAACCAGUCUGGGUCAGAGGGAAGGAGCGACGGGAAGGCGAAUGGCGACGGGCGGACCGAGCGACUAUCGCCCAACAACCAGCCAACGUCUGGGAGCACAUCUGGGUCGCCGUCGGCCUCCGAGGUCGAGGACGAAGGCUGGGUCAUCACUGAAGCCACCAAAAAGGCGCCGGCGUCGAUGAGCAACCCAAGUGCCGCUGCCAAACGCGUGUGGCUCGACACCACCCUCCCUGAAGACCAGCUCGAUAGCACAACCGAAGACCUCAAGCUGCCGUUAGAAGGCGCGCGCGCAUCUCAACAGUCGCUCGACAAAGCGACGCCGAUUACCCCAAAUGCAACUUCUCCCACGUCGCCCAAUGACGUCUUCCACUCGGCCACAAGCCUGCCCAUAGUCCAAGUCGAGAGUCGCGCUUCCACCGACACGAUGCCUGCCAUUAUCGAGGACAGCACGUUGCUGACCGAGCCUACUGCCGCCGACCGAGAACGCGCUUUCCACAUCUACAAUGGCGACGAUUCCUCAAUCCUCAAGGCCCAAGCGGCUACGCUGCUGGGCGACGUCACCGUGGCCAGCAUGCGGACUCGCAAGGCCUUCAUGGACCUCUUCGACUGGACCGGCUUCACCAUCCUCGCUGCUAUGCGUGACAUGUGCGGCAAGAUUGUCCUCAAGGCGGAAACACAGCAGGUGGACCGCAUCCUCAUGGCCCUUUCGGAGCGUUGGUGUGAAUGCAACACCACGCACGGAUUCAAAGCAGUCGACGUUGUACACACUAUUUGCUACUCCAUCCUGCUUCUCAACACGGACCUGCAUCUGGCUGAUAUUGAGUCGAGGAUGACUCGCAGCCAGUUUGUCAGAAACACGCUUCCCACUGUUACCCGCGUAUGCCAGGAUGCGCUCAAGGCCUCGGGAGGCGAGACACUGCGCCCACAAUCCACCCAAUUCAGAAGAGGCUCUCUUCCGUGGCACGAUAAAUCAGAGCCAAACUCACCAAACGCCGAUGCCACUGCCUUUGCAGCAGACGUGCCUGAAGAGACUACACAAGAGAGAAAAUCCCGCAGUCGUCUAUCAAUCAGGCCGCCAGGUAGAAGCGGAUCAGACGGUCUGCUUUCCUUCGAGUCCUCCACGUCCGAGUCAAACAACCUGGUCAACUCGCCAUACAAUGGCCCCGCACGCGGUUGGGAGUUCCAGAUUGAGAUUGUUCUCAAGGACUUCUAUGAGUCUAUUCGCAAACAGCGCCUGCCCCUCCACGGGGUUUCUGAUCUUGUUGUCCACCACCAGCCAUCCUCCAACAACCUCUCCGUCAGCAACAUGCUACGUCGCACCCCAAGCGUUCUGAGCAAAACACCCUCUGAUAACAUGAGCUACCGUGGCCGAUCCCAGCCCGACUUCCGCAGCGUAGGUAGCCGCUGGGCUACUAAGAAUCGAUCCAAGCAGCGCCUGUAUCCUUCUUCUACAGUUGCAUCCAGCCGAACAAGUCUAGACGAUGGAUCUGUCUUCAGUCCUGCUGGGUCAAGCACAUGGAGUCGCUAUUCAUAUGGCAAGACGGGAACGUCCAUGUCCAUGGAAUCACUUGGCUCGCACUUUGCUGCCGGUGAUUAUCAACAGGCCAUCGGGUUCGCCAAUGCCCUCAGUCAAGCCAUCAUUCGUGAGGAAGGGAUGACGAUCGCCAGUGACGAAGAGUUCAGUCGUGUCGCGCCGCUCUUGGAAGACGAAACUUUGGAGCUUGUUGGAGCACCCUGGGCAAAAGAAGGCAUUCUGAAGCACAAGCACCAUCUCGAGUCCGUGGACAAAAAGGCCAAGGACCGGGCGUGGACCGAGUGCUUUGCUGUUGUCGAGAAGGGCUACAUGCGCCUAUUCUCCUUCAGCAUGAACUCCAAAUCAGUGCGCCACAAAAGCAAACUUCGACCGUCUGCCGGCAGUGUCGUUGGUGGCGGUAACUGGAUGGACAACGCAGAGGCGCUCGGCAGUUUCCCGCUUCGACAGACGAUUGCCAGUGCGCUACCACCUCCUGGAUACUCGAAAUCAAGACCCCAUGUUUUCGCCUUGUCGCUUCCAACCGGUGCCGUUCAUCUCUUCCAAGUGGGAACGCCUGACAUUGUUCGCGAGUUUGUCUGUACUGCCAAUUAUUGGUCUGCUAGACUAUCCAAGGAGCCUUUGACCGGCGGUGUUAGCAGUAUGGAAUAUGGCUGGGGCGAGAACGUCAUCAACCCAGCCUUGAUCCGGCAAGACAGCGCGCCAUCAGUACAAGGCCAUAUGCCUCGUCCUAGCGUGACGAGUUCGCUCCGUAGUUCGAUGGACCAUGCAACCGGUACUCCAAAGGCUAGACUCCCGGGCGACAAGGUUGUCCUCUCCGAUUGGAGCCCCCCAACCUCAAGCAUGAUGGCGAGCAACUUGAUGGAGGUGGAUCAGCUAAGAGCCCUGACCGACUAUGUUAAGAAUAUUGAGGGAGAGCUGGCGCAUCACAAUGAACUAAGAGCGCCUCUGCUCAUCACAUUCUCUCCUCGCCAUCCGAACGCGGCAAAGGCCAUGGCCAAUUGGGAACGCAAGUCUCAAUACCUCCUCCGCGAGAUUGUCAAAUUCCGGACCUAUAUCGACACCCUCACCACAGCACAGAUCCAGCAACGGAAAAUCUAUGCUGAGCGCGAAGCUAGUGAAGAAAAAGUUGCAGAGGUUGAGAGUGCUGUGGCGCAGCGCGCAAAGCCUGCAGAAGAAGACGGUGCGAAAGAAGCCCCGAAAGCUUCCCAGCCCGUCGCGAACCCUCCUUCCACCCCCGCUUUCCUUUUACAUCCAUGAUGGUUGCGUCUUGCAUGCACUGACGAUUCUUCUUUUCUUCAUGUUCAGGUCUCACACCUCUUCGGCGUACGAUGCGGCGUUUACGGCUUCUCCAUUCCUCGAAGUCUUGUUUGAGACAGCGCCCUCAUUCGGUGGCUUGAGGCACUUUUACCCCUUGUAAUACCCAAAGCUUAUUUUUUGUUCUUUUUUCAGCGCACCGCAUGUCACGACAUGUCUCUUUUUUCUUACGAUGUCGACUCGAAGCGAUGACGCUUGUGGACGACUACGACUAGCAUUUCAGUUGCCGAGCGCGAUGGCUGAGCCACUUUACAUGUCCCGACAUCUCGAUUAUAUUCACGGUU